GUGCAAGACGAAGGUGUACGCCGACGACCUCCCCAACACGAGCGUGGUGAUCGUGUUCCACAACGAGGCCUGGAGCACUCUGCUCCGCACCAUUUACAGCGUCAUCAACCGGUCGCCCCGUCGGCUGCUCGCCGAGAUCAUCCUGGUGGACGGGGAGGUGCGAGCCGAUUUUCUGAAGGCCUCGUUAGAGAACUACGUGAAAAACUUGGACGUGUCGAUAAAAAUCAUCAGGAUGGAGCAGAGGUCGGGGCUGAUCCGCGCGCGGCUCCGAGGCGCCGCGGCCUCCCGGGGCCAGGUCAUCACCUUCCUGGACGCGCACUGCGAGUGCACGGCGGGCUGGCUGGAGCCGCUGCUCGCCAGGAUCCGGGAGGACCGAACUGUGGUCUGCCCAAUCAUCGACGUGAUCAGUGAUGACACGUUUGAAUACAUGGCUGGGUCCGACAUGACUUACGGAGGGUUUAACUGGAAACUAAACUUCCGCUGGUAUCCAGUUCCCCAGAGAGAGAUGGACAGGAGGAAAGGAGACCGAACCUUGCCUGUGAGGACCCCUACUAUGGCUGGUGGCCUAUUUUCUAUUGACAGAAACUACUUUGAAGAGAUAGGAAGUUACGAUGCAGGAAUGGAUAUCUGGGGUGGCGAGAAUCUUGAAAUGUCUUUUAGGGUCUGGCAGUGCGGGGGCUCCCUGGAGAUCGUGACGUGCUCGCACGUGGGCCACGUGUUCCGCAAGGCCACGCCGUACACCUUCCCCGGCGGCACCGGCCACGUCAUCAACAAGAACAACCGCAGGCUCGCCGAGGUCUGGAUGGACGAGUUUAAAGACUUCUUCUAUAUCAUAUCCCCAGGUGUUGUUAAAGUGGAUUAUGGUGACGUGUCGGUGAGAAAAGCACUGAGGGAGUCUCUGCAGUGCAAACCCUUCUCGUGGUACCUGGAAAACAUCUACCCCGACUCCCAGAUUCCCAGGCGCUAUUACUCACUUGGGGAGAUCCGAAACGUUGAAACCAACCAGUGCUUAGACAACAUGGGCCGCAAGGAGAAUGAAAAAGUGGGCAUGUUCAAUUGCCAUGGCAUGGGAGGAAAUCAGGUAUUUUCGUACACUGCUGACAAGGAGAUCCGCACGGACGAUCUGUGCUUGGACGUCUCGAGGCUCAAUGGCCCCGUGAUCAUGCUCAAGUGCCACCACCUGCGGGGGAACCAGCUCUGGGAGUACGACGCCGAG
Messenger RNA from Tinamus guttatus (white-throated tinamou), 1216 nucleotides. The record is from RefSeq and is a predicted model, not a curated record. NCBI's taxonomy places the organism in Eukaryota, Metazoa, Chordata, Aves, Tinamiformes, Tinamidae.